UCACGUGACUCCGUCACCCUGGAUACCGUCAACGCUUCGACGUCGCGUCCUUCCCUGUAGUUUUACGGACCAGCAAGAAGUUUAUUUGCGUCGUUAAAAGAGAGGGUUGUGUUGUUCUGCCCGAGUUACGACGAAAUCCAGAAAUGUCAUCUCCGUGGAACAACAAAGGGUUGCCAUUCCUGCCCGGAUAUUCCUUCCAGGAUUUCACAAAAUCCACCUUCCAUCAACCCCAGACUUUGGACUACCACAAUGGCUAUCCUGUGGUUCGUCGCCUCUCUGUGGGGAUCGGCCAAGAACGUCAUCUUUCUGAACAGCUCAACACCACCGCCCGGCAUUUCCAAGAGCUUUCCUUCGCCUCCUCUGACCGGAAAGUUCAUGAGCCUUUCGUGCCAGCCUAUGUGGUUCUUGAUAAGAAGGUGCUGCGCUUCAAUGCAUUCUUCAAAGAGGAAGUCUUGUUUUCUUCAUCUGAAGAAUACCGAGUGCGUCCAGUGAUAAUUUGCUACCACCUUGAGGACGACACCAUGGAAGUUGUGGAGCCCAAAGUGGAAAACUCGGGGUUGGAUCAAGGAAUAAGGCUGACACGGCAUAAAAUACCAAAGAAUGACCAGGGACAGUGUUACCUGUGGAAAGACCUCAACAUCGGGAUGGAUCUGAAGCUGUAUGGCUGUACAUACCACAUCACGCAGUGUGAUGCUUUUACAAAGGAGUUCAUGAAAAGUGAAGGGAUCAUUUUGAAUGAACCAGAGCCAACACCAGAAGAUCCCUACAUCAGAAAGCGCAAAGUUGCACCGAAUCCUCAGAUUCAGACUCAGCCCUCCACACCUAGCAAGCUGAAGCAGUUUCUCACCUUGGAUGGGAAGGUGCUCAGCUUCUUUGCUCUAAUGAGGGAGGUUUCCAAUCAUCAGCACACUUUUCCGGUCACCAUCCACUAUUUCCUCGCUGACGAUUCGGUGGAGAUCAGAGAGGCCUACAAAGACCGCAGAGAGCUUUCCUCCUCUGUUCUGAUGGCCAGACGGAAAAUACCUAAAAAAAUCAAACCAGGAGCGUUCCCCAGCUGUGUGAUGGAGCCCUCACACCUAGAUGUGGACGAGUACUACUCUCCCAAAGACUUUCAGCUGGGCCAAACGGUUACACUGCUCGCCCGUUCCUUCUUGCUGUGCGACUGCAACAAUUUCACCAAAAAGUAUUACCAGGAGAACCACCCGGACAUGGAAAUGAAACCCCUGGAGAUGACAGAAGGGUUUGAAACAGCUCCAAACGAGACGUUCAGACCAGCUGAUGCACAAAAGGCUCCUCCUAAAGUGGAGAAGAACCUGGAGAAUCACAACAAAGUGUUACGCUACAAAGCCAAGCUGGACUCUCCACAUCCAGAAGACCAAGACCGUUCUUUCGUCUUCAUUUACUCUCUCUUUGACAAAACAAUCAGCAUCUUCGAAAAGGCGUUGUCCACUUUCGACUCUGGAGUCUUCCUAAGGAACACACGAGUUCCCAAGCCGGGUUCCACUCAGGAAAACCCAGAGUUCUACUCACCUGAAGACUUUGCUAUUGGAGCCACUCUGGAAGUUUUCAGCCACCGCUUCAUCCUGACCGACGCCGACCUCUACGUCCUCAAAUACCUGGAGUCCAUCCCCGACCAGGUCUCUUCUCAAACACUGGACUCUCUGCGACAGAAGUUGAGCGCUCAACCUAACAAUGAAGAAGAAAAACCUCAAGAUUUCUGAUUUAAAAGAAAAUCCAAGGAACUUUGCAAAUUGUCUAAUAAAUGUGUUGCUUCUAAACUC
Messenger RNA from Oryzias melastigma (Indian medaka), 1781 nucleotides. RefSeq names its product EF-hand domain (C-terminal) containing 1 (gene efhc1). Gene Ontology annotation, molecular function: alpha-tubulin binding. NCBI's taxonomy places the organism in Eukaryota, Metazoa, Chordata, Actinopteri, Beloniformes, Adrianichthyidae. Gene Ontology annotation, biological process: cilium-dependent cell motility; mitotic cytokinesis; mitotic spindle organization. The record is from RefSeq and is a predicted model, not a curated record. The transcript has 10 exons. Gene Ontology annotation, cellular component: mitotic spindle; axoneme. The coding region runs from base 144 to 1721 and encodes 525 amino acids.